Messenger RNA from Desarmillaria tabescens, 2516 nucleotides. Its product is annotated as terpenoid cyclases/protein prenyltransferase alpha-alpha toroid. Gene Ontology annotation, cellular component: lipid droplet. Gene Ontology annotation, molecular function: lanosterol synthase activity. Gene Ontology annotation, biological process: ergosterol biosynthetic process; triterpenoid biosynthetic process. The record is from RefSeq and is a predicted model, not a curated record. Lineage: Eukaryota; Fungi; Basidiomycota; Agaricomycetes; Agaricales; Physalacriaceae. The transcript is spliced from 12 exons. Bases 21 to 2234 code for a protein of 737 amino acids.
GAUUCUUUGCCUCUACUCUCAUGUCCUAUUCACCCCUCGCUGUGCCAGAUUCUCCUGCUGUGCCCUUUACCGACUAUUCUCGAUGGCGCUUUAUUUCUGGUGAAGGCGGUCGUCACACUUGGCGGUAUCUCAAGACCGAUGAAGAAUGCGCGGGCUGGCCUCAGACUGCUUUGGAUAAACAUUGGCUGGGUCUGCCAACCGGCCUUCCUGCACUACCCCGAGCCAAAGAUCCCUUAGAGGCCGCGCAAAACGGCUACACAUUCUAUAAGAACCUUCAAUGUCACGAUGGACACUGGCCAGGCGAAUACGGCGGUCCUAUGUUCCUGUUGCCCGGGCUAGUAAUUGGCUCUUAUGUCUCCGGCAUGGGCUUCAGGACAGAAGAGAGACUGGAAAUGAUUCGGUACUUAAUGAACCGCGCCAACCCUGUAGAUGGCGGAUGGGGAAUACACGUAGAAGGCGAAUCGACCAUGUUCGGCACCGCGUUGAACUAUGUCGCGUUACGUAUCCUUGGCGUUGAUGCAGACCAUCCCGUUUGCCGGAAGGGCAGAGCAACUAUACACGCCAUGGGUUCUGCAUUAGCGUCCCCUGCCUGGGGCAAAUUCUGGCUCUCCGUGCUAAACGUUUAUGAAUGGGAGGGCAACAAUCCUAUUCCUCCGGAACUGUGGCUACUUCCGGAGGCACUCCCCUUUCACCCACAUCGAUGGUGGAUACACACCCGAACGGUAUACGUUCCCAUGAGUUAUCUUUACGGUGUCAGAUUUAAAGCACCAGAAGAUAAGCUUAUUUUGUCCCUUCGCGAAGAACUAUACACGCAAGACUACUACUCUAUAGAUUGGCCAGCGCAACGGAACAAUGUCUGCAAGGUCGACUUGUAUUCGCCGCAUGCCGCUGUAUUCGAUAUGAUCAACGUCGUGCUUGGGGCCUAUGAGCUCUGUACACUACCGCCUCUUAGGCAUAAAGCUGUGGACCGUGCAUACCAGCUUAUCAUCCUCGAGGACGAAAAUACUGGAUAUCAAACGCUGGGGCCCGUUUCCAAAAUGAUGAAUCUCGUUGCUCGAGUUCACCGUGAGGGCAACCAGAGUGAUGCAUACAAACUACACAAAGAAAAACGAGAAGAUUUCAUGUGGAUCGGAAAAGACGGAAUGAUGAUGACAGGAACUAACGGGAGCCAACUGUGGGAUAUUGGGUUUAUCACCCAAGCUGUGGUGGAAUCAGGUUUGGCGCACCGAGAAGAAAACAAAGAGAGUCUCAUCAGAGCUCUGGGAUGGCUGGAGCAGGCUCAAAUGACUGCGAAUCCGAUGCAUUUCGAAACUUCCUACCGGCAUAUGACCAAAGGUGCAUGGGGUUUCAGCACUAAAGAGCAAGGUUAUACCGUUUCAGACUGCACUGGAGAAGGCCUCAAAGCAGUAUUAUACUGCCAAGAUCUCGAGUUUACACCCAAUUUGGUAUCAGAGCGGCGCCUGUGCGAUGCCGUAGAUGUACUACUUUCAAUGCAGAAUGCCGACGGAGGGUAUGCGAGCUAUGAACGUGUUCGGGGUCCAAGAUGGCUGGAAUUGCUCAACCCGGCUGAGGUUUUCGGCGAUAUUAUGAUUGAUUACACAUACCCCGAAUGUACGACCUCCGUCAUCACAGCGUUGUCCAUCUUCCGGAAACGUUAUCCUGUUUACCGCAGGAAAGAUAUCGAACAAACCAUCCAGAAAGCAAUUGUCUUCCUUCACAACAUACAGAAACCUGAAGGCGCCUGGCUAGGAUCGUGGGGUAUCUGUUUCACCUAUGCUACCCAGUUUGCGCUGGAGAGUCUAUCGUUGGUCGGUGAAACAUAUGAAACCAGUCUAUCCUCUAGACGUGCUUGCGAUUUCUUGAUUAGCAAACAAAGAACUGAUGGCGGCUGGGGAGAAAGUUAUAAGACCUGCGAGCAGAAAUGUUGGAUCGAACAUGCUGAAACCCAAGUUGUCCAAACUUGCUGGGCUACCAUGGCUCUCAUGUAUGCGGAAUAUCCUUAUCCCGAACCCAUUGAGAAGGCCGUUCAACUGGUAAUGUCAAGACAGCUACCUGACGGUUCAUGGGCACAAGAGGCAAUUGAAGGUGUCUUCAACAAAACAUGUGCAAUCGCAUACCCGAACUUCAAGUUCUCUUUUCCUAUCUGGAUGCUAGGAAAGGCACAUUCCUACCUUGCAGGCUUGAAGGCUAAAAAGGAGAAUGGACGGGCCAACGGAGUGAAUGGAUCCCAUUAAAAACUUACCUUAUUCUCGUAUCUUAUCGUUCUUUAUCCUCGAACUUUGAGUCUUUAGUGCCUUGCUGUCAUGGUAGUUGGAAAUUUGGUGAUACACGCGACAACUUUACGAAGCGAUUGUUUAAGUCAUGCACCGUUCUCAUGUGAAUGUGAAUGUUAAGAAUCAGAUACUGUUCCCGACGUCGCCGAUAUUGAAUAUUGCUUCAAGGCUUCCAGGCCCAUCCACGAUCAUCGAAAGUGUUUAGAGAGGGCUGUCAAUUUGCCGGCAUUAUUUUUCGGGGAG